Messenger RNA from Neolamprologus brichardi, 438 nucleotides. NCBI's taxonomy places the organism in Eukaryota, Metazoa, Chordata, Actinopteri, Cichliformes, Cichlidae. The record is from RefSeq and is a predicted model, not a curated record.
AUGAAGGAAAGAGAUAGUGGAGCACUCAGAGCCGUGCAGGUAACCCAGCUGGACCGAGACACUGUUCUCAUCACCUUGGAAAGAACUGUAAAGAUCGUGAACCUGCAAGGACUUCCAUCCAGACAGCUGGCUGCAGAAAUAGUCUUUGACUUCCCUAUUGAAACACUAGUCUGCUUGCAGGAUAGUGUGCUGGCGUUCUGGAAGCAUAGCCUCAAAGGGAGGAGUUUCCAUUCAGAUGAGGUAACACAAGAAAUUACAGAUGAGAGUCGUGUGUUCAGAGUUCUGGGAACAAACAGGUAUGUUAACAGUAUGCUGACAAGAGCUAUCAAUCACUGUGAGAAACUAGUAAACCUAGUACAUCAGAAGUAAUCAGGAUAUUAUUUUUCUUGAUACUAUUGCUAAUAGACCUGGAAGCGAUUUUCAGAGUAGCAUGUGGAC